Pocillopora verrucosa is the source of this 2828-nucleotide messenger RNA. NCBI's taxonomy places the organism in Eukaryota, Metazoa, Cnidaria, Anthozoa, Scleractinia, Pocilloporidae. The record is from RefSeq and is a predicted model, not a curated record.
UUCCAGGAGAUGGAGGUAGUCAACUCCAGGCCCGUAUUAACAAGUCAACAGUACCACACUUGUGGUGUGAAAAAACUUCAAGUUCCUGGUUUGACUUGUGGCUUAGCAUAGAGUCAAUGUUGCCAGGAGCUAUUGGAUGUUGGGCAGACAACAUAAGGCUUGCCUUUAAUGAAACAUCUCAAAGGAUGGGCAAUGCACCUGGAGUUGAGGUAAAAGUUCCAUAUUUUGGAACAACCAAAGGUGUUUCCUAUUUGGAUCCUUCUCUGUAUCAUCCAGGAGAGUAUUUUGCUGAAAUGGUGGCUGCUCUGGAAAACAUUGGAUUUGAGGAGAAUAUAUCACUGCGAGCUGCACCAUUUGACUUCAGAUAUGCACCAAAUUCUGCUCUGGAAUACUUUGCCAACUUGAAAGCUCUAAUAGAAGACACAUACUUAAAAAACAAUAAGACACAAAUUGUUUUGCUGUCUCACAGCUUGGGAUGUCCGUAUACUCAUCACUUUCUCUACAACAUGUCUCAGGAAUGGAAGGACACACACAUAAGGGCUUGGGUAACUAUUGCUGGGGCAUGGGCUGGUUCAGCCAAGCUAAUGCGUAUAUAUGCUUCAGGAACCAACCUUGGUUUUCCAGAUGUUGUUCUUGAGCCACUGAACCUCAGGCCAGUUUUACGAACCUAUGAGAGCUCUGCAUUUUUGAUGCCCAGUAAAGAUUUUUGGUCUGCAGAGGAGGUCAUUGUUCAAACAGCCAAUCUAAACUACUCAUUAGGAAACUUAGAGAAAUUUUUUCAUGACAUUCACUAUCCAGAUGCCAUUAACAUAAGUCGACAGGUUCCACCUGUCUGGAUCAAUGACCCACCCAAUGUACCUUUGUAUUGCCUGUAUGGCACAGGAGUACCAACACCUGAAAAGUUUGUUUAUGGAGCAGAUGAGUUUCCUGAUACAUUUCCUAAGACAUUGUUUGGAGAUGGAGAUGGGACUGUAAACAUUCGCAGCCUAAAGGCUUGUCAGAGCUUUGUGGGUAAACAGAAACAGAAAGUAGUUACUAAGUCAUUUUCAAAUGCAGACCACAUGGGUAUCAUUGGUGACAUAAGGGUGAUUGAAUUUGUGAAGAAUCUCAUUAGUUCAUUGGAUUGAUCGUGCAAUUGGUUUUCUUUUUAUCUGAGAUUUUCCUGUGCUGUCAACACAAACAUGUGCAUGAUCUGUAUAUAUUUUAGCGAAAUUUAAGUUAUUGCAAAUACUUGCCGAGAUAUGCCAAAGCCCUUAUGGAAAUAGUGUAUCUCUCCACAAGUACUUUACAAGGCCUUUUUACAAAACGGUAGCCUUAUAACGAAAAUUUGUUGUAACACUUAAAUAGAAACAUCUUUCAUGUUUAUAUUUAUCGCCAAUAUUAAAAGGUGAAGGUGUCUUGAAAACGAUGAUCUACAAGUGGCUCCGAAGUACUUUUAAGCUCUUUCAACAUGACCAAGUCUUCAAGGUUUUGCAGUGAGAAAAAAUUCGGUGUUGGUUUUUCAGUCCUGUUGGAGAGCGUUUGUAGUGGAAACAUUGUCAACUCUUUUCAAGUUUCUCAUUAUGCGUUAAAUGCAAUAUUGUUCCAGAUUGCAUUUAAGGUAUAGGGAAAUAUGUUUUAGAAUUAUUGAAUACAAUCUAACCUAGCAAAAACAGCAUUAUCGUUUCAUCCAUAGUUUCUUUACUGCACUUAUCAUUAUUUCCUAGUUAAAUUUUUUUUUUACAUUACGCUCUAAUUACACUUUAUUUAGUGACAGCUAGUUUUGAGUGGUUAAGAAUUAAAAAUUUUUUUGGACGUUAUAAAAGUCGGAAAAAAAAACCUAUCACAGAGCAUUUUUCAGUGCUUGAUGAGUCUUGCAGGGGUGUCUUCAUUAUAACAGCGUGAAUCCUUUGUUUCCAAAUCUCCGUGUGGUUCUGCCAAUAACUAUUUUAAUUUCUCAACAUUUAUCGUGAAGUUACAACCAGUACUUUUUGCCUUUUUCUUUUCUUGCUUGAUUGAACCAGUGACACCCUAAUGAUAACAUCUUGAAGAGCUGCAUUAUCCCCUCAGUCAAACAACUUCUCAGCUCAAAUGCCAUACUUAAGUUAUUUGGUACCGUAGGACUGUUCGUCACAUAAAAGACAAUCUACGUACCUUACAACUGAUGGUCAAGUAUCCACUUAGCAAUACUUAACAAAAUUGACUGUUUUUCAAAACAGAGAUCGAUUGGACCGUGGAGGUAAAGUAUCGCCUUCUCUCGCAUCGUGGUUACAGUUAUUGAGUGGGUUUCCUUUACUGUCAGUUCUUCUUCCGUUCAAUUCAAUUUUAUAGAUACCCGAUGCCCCAACGAUGACAGGUCUCUUAGAUUCAGCGGAAUCAGUAUGUGAACCUCUUGCUGCGAAAAUCGACGAGCUGUAAAAUGUUUACACUAUUUUCCAAAAUUAAGUAGAAGUAACUUAAUUAGAGUUGAAAACUAACGCGCGCUCGUACUUGAGCGUGGGCGCAUUUCCUGUGCAGCGGAUUUUUUUCAUGCACUUUCCUUUUGGACGGAGCGUUGAAGUUAUUAAUAUUGUAAUUGACGUAAACACAUCGCUAGUCUAGCCUGCACAGCUGUUUAGUGCGUUACCUUGGAACCAGAUUCAGAGAAAUAACCUUUCACCGUCAAUAAUUUGAGUGGAUGAGUGAUAAGUUUUGAUCAGUGUAAAUAUCGAUCAAAAAUUUGUGUUGCGGGAUACUUUAAGUGUUAUCGCAGUUAUGUUACCAAGCAUGUUAAUGUUGUAUAGUUUUAGAGCUCUCGUAUAUGAACCAGAUCAUUCAAACUGCAAUUAUAGAUAGGAACAUAAAGGUUG